Neltuma alba is the source of this 2004-nucleotide messenger RNA. Its product is annotated as probable disease resistance protein At5g63020. Lineage: Eukaryota; Viridiplantae; Streptophyta; Magnoliopsida; Fabales; Fabaceae. Gene Ontology annotation, molecular function: ADP binding. The record is from RefSeq and is a predicted model, not a curated record. Bases 1 to 2004 code for a protein of 667 amino acids. The transcript is spliced from 6 exons. Gene Ontology annotation, biological process: defense response to other organism.
AUGGCAGCAGAGUGUAGAGGGCUGCCUCUUGCGUUAAUUGUGGUAGGACUUGCUAUGGCUGGUGUGAAAGAUGUUAAAGUAUGGGAGUGCUCAAAAAAUAAGUUGACAAGUUCUACAUGGACCACUACAGAUUUGGAGACAAAAGUUUUUUCCAUCCUUAAGUUGAGCUAUGAUCAGUUGCCGAAUGAUACUCAUAGAAACUGUUUCUUGUAUUGUGCAUUAUAUCCAGAAGACUAUGAGAUUCGGGUCACUGAUGUCAUUGAUAAAUGGAUAGGGGAGGGGUUUAUGUGUAGAGAUAUGACAAAAAGCAUACAAGACAUUCGUAAUGAUGGUCAAUCUGUGAUUGCAAAGUUGAAGCUUUGUUGCUUGUUGGAGAGUAUUGAAGAUGAUGUUGUUUUAAGUCGUUCAUUUAAGAUGCAUGAUAUGAUUCGAGAGAUGGCAUUGUGGUUAUCUUGUGACCAAAAUAAAAGAAUUAAAAGGGUUCUUGUACAAGAAGAUGUGAUAACAACAUCCCGUGAUGAUGUUGAAAAACAGAAAAUUGUUGAGAGGGUUUCAAUUAUGAAUAGGAAAGUACAGCAUGUACCACCUGUAACUUAUCCCAAUUUAGUAACAUUAUUGUUGAGGCAUUGUGGUAUACAACAUUUGCAAAACCUCAAAUGCAUGAGCAAAUUAAAGGUGUUGGAACUACAGUGUCAUGAUACAUGUGAACUUGGAGAAAUUGGUGAGUUGGUUCUAUUGGAAUAUCUUUGUUUAAGCAUAGAUGGAUCUAAGUGUCCCAAGGAGUUGAAGAAUUUGAAGAAUUUGAAGGUAUUCAAUUUGUACUUGAGUGAUAGUAAUAUUGCAAGCAUUCCAUCGGGAGUGAUAUCAAGUCUUCAGCAAUUAAGAGUGUUGAGAGUUCAUUGCAACAGGGGAGUUGGAGAAAAUAGCCAAGCAGAGGAAGAAUUCCUGGAGGAGGUGGAAUCUUUGCCAAAAAUUGAGGAAAUAAAUGUUGACAUGGAAACAGAAAAAGGCCUCACCAAGUUACUUCAGUCAGACAAAUUGCAAGAACGUAUAUAUGCUCUUCGCCUCUCUGAUUUGGACACCAUUGAGAUGCCUUCAUUAUUGGCAUGCAUUUCAAAAAUGAAUCACCUCCAACAAUUGGGUCUGAUUGAAUUAUCUGGUUUGAAAGAUUAUUCUGGUAUUUCUGAUGACACUUGUUGUCUAAGCAUGCUUCAAAGCGUGUGUAUCUUUGAUUGCCAUUCCUUAACGCAUGUCACAUGGCUCAAGCAUGCUCCACUGCUUCAACUACUUAUCGUUGUCGACUGCUCAUCAGUGGAGGAAGUGAUAAAGGAAGAUGAGAAUGAGGAUUCUUCUUGUGUAUUCUCUUCUCUGGUAAACCUAUAUCUGGGUGGAAUGCCAAAGCUUCAGAGCAUCCAUAAGACCGCCUUGUCUUUUCCUUCCCUAAAAACCAUCAAUUGGUUUACUGCUAUGGGAUUGGAUUUCCUCAUUGGUUCGAUUAAAAACUCCGACCAACAUUUGAAGGGGGAUUUUGGCUUGGGAUUUCAGAUUUGGGGGAAGGGAAAGAGAACGACUGAAGAUUCGGGCGAGGCAAAGACGUUGCCUCCACCUGAUUCUCUCCUCCAUGUAACAGCUGGUUACCACGUGUCUAACUCAUUUCAUUCGGUGUCCAGAGAAAAGAGAGAUAGAGAGCGCGAGCGAGAGAGAGAGGAAGCACGAGAGGAAGAAGUCGGCGACGGAGAAGAGGCUGAGUUGAAUCUGGUGAUCGGAGGUGGUAUCCAGUGCAUGCAAACCGAUCAAACAUUCCAGAUUCGCAUUGUCCAGGAAGGUGUUGGUAAAUUCGGCAAUUUGAUCGGUUUAGUUUUAGUGUAUUAUCCUGACAGUAUUGCUACGUAUGUUGAAUGGAGUGCGAAUAUGAUGGAAGAAGAUGCAAAGCGGAGGUUGAAUAAUGCAGAACUUCAGGCAAAGAGCAGGUGGCUUUUACUGGGAAGCAUGGAACUAGGAUAG